Aplosporella prunicola CBS 121167 is the source of this 4215-nucleotide messenger RNA. RefSeq lists its product as uncharacterized. NCBI's taxonomy places the organism in Eukaryota, Fungi, Ascomycota, Dothideomycetes, Botryosphaeriales, Aplosporellaceae. The record is from RefSeq and is a predicted model, not a curated record. The transcript is spliced from 3 exons. Bases 404 to 3808 code for a protein of 1134 amino acids.
AGCAUUCCUUCGUCUUCACAUUUUUGUGCAAAGCUCCAUGCGAAACCUGCCCGCCCGUAGGGCUGAACCCGCAUCCGCCGGGACCGUGGCACUGCAAUAUUACCCUUCUUCUCCGGCUGUCUGCCUGCGACAUGCCUCCGCUUUCUUUUUUAUUUUGACACGAGCCGAACGCGCGCCGUGAGACAUUGCUUUCCUAGAUACCUAUAGCCCCCCCCCCAGCCCGCCUCUGCUGCACCCCGCCCGCCUCUCAGAUGCUCCCACGUCUGUAUGCCCGCCUGGCUCUCUGACACGUCCACUGCAAGCGCCUGAAACAGGGCUUCCCCGGGCAGUGCAACAAGAGCGAAACUCUCACGACCCACUUCGUCUUUCUUUCCUCAGUUUCAUUAUUAUUUUACUCCGCAUCAUGAAUAAUUCCGCCGUCUCCUUCAGCCUGUUCCCCCCGCCAUCGCCGCCCCAGCAGCAGCGUGGGGAUCGCCUAGUCCCACUUCACCCCGCCCCAUCCGUCUCUACGCUUGGCCAUUUGGGGCUGGUCAAGGGCCAGCGCGACGGUUACCGAUCCGAACUCAAACUCCACGAGUCCGCCGCCGUCCAGACCAAGCAGCAUGUCAGCGCGUUACGGAAGCUGGCCUUCAGGCUCGCCGUCAACAUCUCGCUCAAGGAAACAAAGAUAGCCCAGUCGGCUCGCACCCUCGCACAGUCGAGGAACAACAGCUAUAUCCACAGCCGGAAACACGAGUCUCGGAUUGCCGAGCUGCAGAAGACCCUUGCUCUGCACGAGCAGCGGAACAAGGACCUCUUGAAGAACCUUGAGCAGGCCGCUCAACUGACCAUCCAUGCAAAAGCAAACCGCCUGUCCCAAUUCGGUCCGUCUCUUCCAACACCCACUGGUCGCCCGCUCUCUCCACCUCUAUCUCCCCCACCAUCCCCACCCCGGCGGAUCUCCAGCAUAACCCCGCAAACCCACGCAAGGAGACCCUCGCAAGACGUAAUAGCGGACCUGGUUGAAGUGCGAACAGCCAAUGAGCACCUCAUCAAAGCAAAGAAGGAGUCGGACCAUGCGCUGCUCCUCUGCCGAACACGCAUAACGGCUCUGCAGGAAGACUGCCAGCAAAGUGAAGACAAUUUCCGCGCUCUGUCCAAAGAUAAGACCUCGCUCCAGGAUUUAUUAGAAGAAUAUAAGGCCAGAGUGGAAGGCCUGGAGGCCGAAAAGACGCGACUCGAAGGGGAGUUGAAGAUCACUCAAGAAAAGCUCGCCGCAUCAACCAAAUCCGAAGGGAGUCUUUUGGCAGAACUGAAAGUGCACAAGGAAAGGAUAGCUGCUUUGGAGAACGAAUGUCAACAAAGCAGAGGCCGGAUCAGCGAGCUCGAGGAGUCUUGGUCUUCUGUUGAGGAAGACCUUUCUGAGUGCAAGCAGGAACUCAAGUCGUUGGAGAAAGAGCGCAUCGCUUUGCAGGUCGAGCUCCAAUCUGCACGCAAGGAUUUGGCCAUUUCCGAGAGAUCUCAAUCACAGCUGCAAUCUAGCAUCGCCUCCAAAGAAGCCACUAUCACAGAGCUCCGCAAAGAGCUUGAAACCAGCCAAACGAAUGUCGACGCUCUCAACAAGACGAUCACACAUUUCGAAGAUGCGACCCGCGAACUCUCGUCCAUUAUAUCCGAUGCUGGCGGCUCCAUGGCCAUCCUUGAGAAGCAGCUCGAUGCCGCUGUGGCGACGAAAACCGCCAUGGAGAAAGACAUCCGCGACGUGACCAAAUCAAAGGAAACGAUCGAAGAAAGUCUCAAAUCUGCAAUCGAAGCAAAAACUUCCCAGAACUGGGAGUUUCAGGAGAUGGAAAACUCCAAAAACCGCAUGCAACAGGAACUGCAAAGGACACGGUCAAAGCUUGAGCAGUCGACUAACUCGGAAAAGUCACUCAAGGAACAGAUUCAAGGCCUGGUCAAGUCCCGACGCGAGCUCCAAGACCAGCUCCGGGAAGCACUCCGGACGCUCGACGAAGAAGAACGCAAGAACCCUCAGGCUGCCCAAGAGCUAGAGAAGCUCAGAACAUCCAGGAACGAUCUUGAGUACAGCUUACGUGAGCUCAAACACCAGACUGGAGACCUGCGCGAUGAACUUCGAACGACUCAGUCACAGCUCGCUUCGGCUGAAAAAUCAAAGGCCGACCUUAUGGCUAGUUUCGAGGCUUCGAGGGGCGACAUUCGCAAGCUGAGACUGUCCAGAGCCCGCGCGGAAUCCAACCUGAGCACGGCGCUGAAAUCUAGAGCAAGCCUCGAGGCCAGCGCCAUUGCUAACAGGACCAGGAUUCUCGUUGCAGAAACCAACGAGGUCAACCUGCAGGCCAAGCUUUCCGCAGCCGAAGACGAAGUCGAACUGCUCCGCCGGACGGUGCAGGACGCCAAGCAUUCGGAGGUGAAACUGGAGGCUCGUAUUGCUGUGGCUGAAGAGGAGCUCGAGGCUGUCAAGAGUGCGAACGCUCAUCUCGAAUCCUUCCUGGGCGAUGCUGCAGCUGGCAUGGGCGAGUCCAAUGCCAAGUUGGAUGCCGCUGAGAAGAGCAAGGCUCAAUACCAGAAGAAACUCUCCGCGACCGAAGAGCAAAUCCGCCAACUCCAAGAAACAAACACCAGCCUUUUCUCCGAGAUUGAGCAAAAGGACCACGACAUCAAGGAACUUCGCACCCAAGGAUCAACCCUCAGCGCCGAGAUCCGUUCAAAAGACAAGUGGAUCAACGACCUGCAACGGACAAACUCCAACUUUGCGGAGGGCGUCGAGGCCGUCGAGUACGAGCUGCGCAUUCUGCGUGACACUAAGGCUGCUUUCGAGUAUGUGGUGAGGACCCUUAAGGACAAGGUGCCUGACCUUGAGAUUCUGGACGAGUGGUGCCUGCCCCCUGGCCCCGAAAAGCCUCUCCCAUCCCGACCGCGCCUAGGCCGCAAGUCGACCAGUGAGUCCGUCGAGCGGCCGCCAACGGCCGCCUCGUAUCGCUCCAACGAUGAAGAACUCGAGACGUGGGCCCACGAAGUCGAACGUGUACGCAUGCUUAGGGAGGAAACAGUGUUUCAGCUCAAGGAUCUUCACAAAUCGGAAGCGGCACUGAGAAGGAACCUCAAGGCCAGCGAGGCUGAGCUUCAACGAUUGGGUCACCACUCGGCACAAGCAACGCCGCCACCACCCAAACGGUCUUUCGUCCAAAAAGCCUUCCGCAUCUUCCAAUGGAGCCCUUCUCACAAGUCCAAGUCCUGGGCCGAGCGCAGACGCCCCAAUCUCGCGCCACGCGCGUACACAGAGCCACCUCUCCCCGCAAUUCCGCCACCCUCCCCUCAACCCGCCAGCGCGACGAGCCUACAAGAUACCAACAAUGCCGUCGAUGACGGCGUUGGCGUAUGGGACAUGGAGACACGCACAUGGACCACGCCCGGCGGGGUCGCAUCCCGCUCACAGCAACACACCCCCGCGCGCACGCCAUUACCCUCCUCUCCGACAGGCUCGCAGCGCUCGCAACGCUCCGGGCGGCCCUCGUUCGGGUCUCGCGACUCACAGAGCCCAAACCACAGCCUUGGCAAGCCACCGGGCACAUCGCCGGGACCCACGGACCGCAAAAACAGCCACGCCUUCCAUUUUGGCUUUCGGCCCGCGACGGCACGCAGCGCGAGCGUCACGAGCGGGAUGACGGGGCUGUCGUCGGGGAACAACUCGACGGGCGUGCCAGCGGUGCCGCCCGUGCCGCCCGUGCACCACGUGUCCGGGCCCGGGUCGUUUGACGCGGAGAAGAAGACGUGGGGGAGCCGGUUCAAAAAGGGCAUGGGGCUUUGACGUCUAGCCUGGUCUGGCCGGCCCAUGAAGUGGAGUGGUCCCGAGCGCGCGAGUCGCGCCACUUGAUGCGGAGUUGGGAGAGAUGAUACCAUACCUGCCUGCCAUACCUUUGAAGAUAUCCCUGCAGCACAGCACAGCACAUUUAUUCGCUCGUUUUUUCAUCGUCAUAUACGACAUCUAUUUCCUUUGUUACCAUAUAUACACACACAUACGCGCAUGCACAUACGCAGACCAAGGUCUGGUCGGUAGGCACAUCAUAGCGUUAGCACACGUAGUCAGACUUUCUUUGCAAAUGAAAGCAUUGGAGUUGGCUGAGGCGAAGCCACGUAUUUCGUCGUUUUCAGACAGUUGUCCUAUGCUGAGUGGUUGUUGAUCAAUUAACGGGCGGCCAAUGCCAGGAGUAGCGG